Messenger RNA from Myxozyma melibiosi, 862 nucleotides. Its product is annotated as bola protein. The transcript has 2 exons. The coding region runs from base 92 to 427 and encodes 111 amino acids. Gene Ontology annotation, cellular component: mitochondrial matrix. The record is from RefSeq and is a predicted model, not a curated record. Lineage: Eukaryota; Fungi; Ascomycota; Lipomycetes; Lipomycetales; Lipomycetaceae.
CGGGGAUCAGGGGUUGGUUCUGCUCUACUUCAUCUGCAUCUGAUAUCAAGAUAUCUUCUAUAUCCAUAUCUACAUCUCUAUUCAUUAUACCAUGCUCGCCCGAACAGCACUGCGCUCUACCCUCCGCACACUCUCUCGUCCUUCUUCAUUUCCCCUCCGACCCUACUCCUCCUCCUCCCAGCCUGAACAGCAACCCCAGAACGACUACGAAAAGCUCAUCGCCUCUAAACUCCACGAUGCCUUCGAGCCAUCUCAACUCUCCGUUGAAGAUAUCUCUGGCGGCUGCGGUUCCAUGUUCGCUAUCGACAUCGUCUCGAAAUCCUUCAAAGGCAAGCCCAUGAUCAAACAGCACCGCAUGGUCAACGAAGUCCUCGCCGAAGACCUCAAGCAAUGGCACGGCGUCCGACUCACCACCAAGGCCGAGUAACCUCCUCCUCCUCCUCCUCCUUCUCCUUAAUCUCUCAUUCCUCUCCCCUCUCUUCCCAGCAUACCCCACCACCCCGCAUCUCUGCACAUCUACUACACUCCCCACCCCACUCUUUUCAACUACUAUAUAUGUACAUAUCUUACGACUACUAUGUAACCUUCCUAUUCGUGUUCUCAGUUCAUUUGCACCGCUUGGAGUUGGUUGUUGCAGUUAUUAGACUCUAUCUUGUAUUAAUAAUACACCCUAUCAUUCGCUACAGCUCAUUCACAAUCAGAUACUUGCUCGUCGCCCUGUCCUUUCUAUAUUUCACUACAAUCAUCCAUUUCCUUUCGCAAUUAGUAGAAACAACAAUGCUCUUAAAUCUCAGUACACAUGCGUAGACAAUAGUAAAGUCACAAAUAUCAGCAUCCAAAUGUCAUAGUGGGGCAACUCGGA